CCUUAGUUAUCAAAGCGUAUGCAUACAUCAGUGCGUCAUGCAUAGUCAUGCGUUGAAUAACUACAAAAGAAUAUCGAACACAAAAUGAUGGCCAAAAAUCUAUUCCGAAAAAUUCCGCGCUUUCAACGCGCUAUAUUGCAGGCAAAACAAUACAGCACUUUGAUAGGUGAACCACAAUUCCUAGGAGUCAACAGUAAUUUCACCAAUAAAAUUCAAUUUAUCAAUGACAAAAGUUAUGAUCCUAUUCCAAUAUACAGGAUUAUGGAGCCUUUGCAGAAGAUUGAAGUACCCAAAGAAGGAAAGCUGGACGAUACACAUCUGUUGAAAAUGUACCGUGAUAUGGUGACCAUAAAUUUGAUGGACAAGAUUUUAUACGAGUCUCAAAGGCAAGGUCGUAUUUCGUUCUACAUGACGAACACCGGUGAAGAAGCUGUGCAGAUCGGUUCUGCUGUCGCUUUAACCUUAGAAGACAUGAUUUAUGCGCAAUAUCGCGAAGCUGGUGUGUUGCUGCACCGAGGAUAUCCGUUAUUGAAGUUUAUGAAUCAGUGUUAUGGCAACUGUGAAGAUGAUGGUAAAGGUAGACAGAUGCCUGUACAUUAUGGCUGCAAAGAAUUGAAUUUCGUAACUAUAUCCUCUCCAUUAACAACUCAACUGCCACAAGCUGUAGGGGCUGCCUACGCCUUUAAAUUGGAUAAAAAGAAUGCAUGUGUGGUUUGUUACUUCGGAGAGGGUGCGGCGAGUGAAGGAGAUGCCCAUGCAGCAUUCAAUUUUGCAGCUACUUUAUCGUGUCCCAUCAUUUUCAUCUGUCGAAAUAACGGAUACGCCAUCUCCACAUCAGUUUUUGAGCAGUUUAAAGGGGAUGGCAUUGCAGCCAAGGGUCCUGCUUACGGAAUCAACACAAUCAGAGUGGAUGGUAACGAUGUACUCGCAAUGUACUAUGCCACAAAAAGUGCUAGAGACUUCUGUAUAAAACAACAAAAACCUGUUUUAAUAGAAGCCAUGACUUACAGACUCGGACAUCAUAGCACUUCAGAUGAUUCUACAGCUUAUCGAUCAACUGACGAGAUCACUCAAUGGAACAAUCAUACACCACUUAUCAAGUUUCGUGUAUAUCUAGAAUCACUUGGAUUAUGGUGUCAAAAAAGGGAGCAAGAGUUAAUAAAUUCUACUAGAAAAGAAAUUCUUGGUGUCUUUGGAGAGGCAGAAAAGAAGUCUAAGCCACACUGGAAGGAGUUGUUUACAGAUGUAUACAAAGAAACUCCUGAUCACAUCAGAAAACAAAUGAAUCUCAUGGAAAAGCAUCUAGAAGAAUUCAAAGAACAUUAUCCAUUAAGUUCCUUCACACAUACAAAAUGAGGGGAAAGAAAUUACCUAUUGCACAAAUGAUAUACAUAAAUUUUGUACUCCUAUUUUAAUAAUAAAAUCUUAAACGACUAACACUGUAUAA
Linepithema humile (Argentine ant) is the source of this 1447-nucleotide messenger RNA. It is a transcript of the gene BckdhA, whose product is annotated as Branched chain keto acid dehydrogenase E1 subunit alpha. Gene Ontology annotation, biological process: branched-chain amino acid catabolic process. NCBI's taxonomy places the organism in Eukaryota, Metazoa, Arthropoda, Insecta, Hymenoptera, Formicidae. Gene Ontology annotation, molecular function: oxidoreductase activity, acting on the aldehyde or oxo group of donors, disulfide as acceptor. The record is from RefSeq and is a predicted model, not a curated record.